Messenger RNA from Penaeus indicus, 1273 nucleotides. RefSeq names its product serine protease inhibitor dipetalogastin-like. NCBI's taxonomy places the organism in Eukaryota, Metazoa, Arthropoda, Malacostraca, Decapoda, Penaeidae. Gene Ontology annotation, biological process: cell differentiation; regulation of BMP signaling pathway; multicellular organism development. The coding region runs from base 80 to 1177 and encodes 365 amino acids. The transcript is spliced from 10 exons. The record is from RefSeq and is a predicted model, not a curated record. Gene Ontology annotation, molecular function: activin binding; protein binding.
UUUGUUGCGUCGCCUUUCCACCUUCGGCCGGCGUGAGCAGGUUGUUUGAAAGAGAAGGCCUUGCUGUGGGUCUGCAGUCAUGCCGGGGUAUCUCUGUGUGUUGGUGAUGAUUCUAUCAACUUCAGCUGCCCAUUAUUUACAUACCAAUACCAAGAAGUGCGUGGCGACCUGCCCUGACCUCAGCGACCCCGUGUGCGGUAGUAAUCAGGUGACCUAUGAUAACGACUGCCUCUUAGAGCGGGCACAGUGCGAGGACCUCAGUUUGCACAAGAUCGCGGAUGGACCCUGUGAGUGCAACCCGAUUUGCAACGACGAACAAGCCAGUGUGUGCGGGAGCGACGGCAAGACGUACGAGAGUGCAUGCAACUUGCUGAGAGCCAGAUGCAAGGACAAUCCCACGCUCCAACAAGUGGCUCAGGGACCUUGCUCCACGAGCGACGCCUGCAGCCGGGAGUGCGGCUUCACCCUGCAGCCCGUGUGCGGGAGCGACGGGAUAACGUACAGGAGCGAGUGCGAGCUGGAGGAGGCUGCGUGCAGGGACCCGUCCAUCAGGAAACUGGCGAUGUGCGCUUGUCUCAUGGACUCGAAAUGCAACAUACAGUGUACGGCGGAGUUUGACCCUGUGUGUGGCAGCAACGGCAUUACGUACCCGAACCAAUGCACAUUCAACAUUGCAGCUUGCAACAAUCCGACGAUUACGAAAGUCCGGCACGGGCGUUGUGACAACCAGCCCGAGUGCGCGACGACCUGCCAGCGAACGUACGACCCCGUGUGCGGCAGUGACGGCCAAACGUACCAGAACGACUGUGCUCUGGAAGUCAUGAUCUGUACGAAGCCCGAACUCUAUAAGGUGGCUAAUUGUCAGUGCGUCCCGGAGUGUCCAGAAGUCGGGUGCACGAGGGAGUACAAGCCAGUGUGCGGGAGUGACGGAGUUACGUACCAUAACGACUGCCUCUUUAACAACGGCCGGUGUCGGGAUUCUUCGUUGAGUGUGCUGAAGAUUGGAGUGUGUGACUCGGAUAACUGUGAACUGACGCUUUGCACAACGGACUACGAGCCGGUGUGCGGGAGCGACGGUGUCACGUACGGGAACCAGUGCCAGUUUGACAUUGCAGUGUGCAAGGAUGCGUUGUUAGUCAAGGCGGGAGAUGGAGAAUGCUCGUCUGUCUUGCAGUAAAGCAGCUUGGAUUAUCACAGUCAUCAAGAGGAACAAAAUUGUCACAGAUCAUCAAAUCUAUUUUACGAAAAUUAUUUAUAUUACUGUAUAUGGUGC